Molecule: messenger RNA, 1248 nt
Organism: Quercus robur (English oak)
Lineage: Eukaryota; Viridiplantae; Streptophyta; Magnoliopsida; Fagales; Fagaceae
Product: protein LEAD-SENSITIVE 1-like
Exons: 2
Coding region: 196-930 (244 amino acids)
Source: RefSeq, a predicted model, not a curated record
GACAGAGGAAGCAAAGGAAAAGGAAACCCUUAGGAGAAGGAAGUGGUUGCAUUGGACAAGCGAGAAUACUUUUUCAUUCUCAGUGGGGUGUGGGAAUAGUGGGAAUCUUUGUCUAUAUUGUUUUCAUUGAUCAUACUAACAAAAUUGAUACAGAGAGUUGCAGAAGGGAGCAGAGCAGAGAGAAAGACCAAAGCAAUGGGAGUGUUGACGAACAAGAUCAAGAGGGAGGAUCUAAAACGUGGGGAUCAUAUCUACUCCUAUAGACUCGCCUAUACCUACUCCCACCACGGGAUAUAUGUCGAUGCGGGAAAUGUUAUCCACUUUCUUCGGGGAGAAGGCCAGGAAAUUGGUACAGGAACUGCAUUAGACAACAUCAUUGGGAGCUCAUUACCUCACCAUCCUUUGGACAAUCCAUGCCCAAUAUGUGGUGAUGAAUCAAGGCGUGAUGGAGUCAUCUCUUCUUGUAUAGAUUGUUUUCUUUCAGGUGGAGAUCUCUACCGCUAUGAGUAUGGUGUCACACGAACUUUCUUUCUUGCCAAAGUUCGUGGAGGCACUUGCACUCUUGCUUCGUCGGAGUCACCCGAACAAGUUAUUCAUCGUGCCUUUUAUUUCCUCCGGAAGGGCUUUGGUGACUAUGAUGUUAUCAAGAACAACUGUGAAGACUUUGCAUUAUGCUGCAAAACAGGCUUGAGAGUGAUUCCUACUGUUAGCAUGGGCCAGAGUGGGCAGGCAGCAUCCUUUCAAGCUGCUGCCGGUAUUAUCAUUUCUUCAUCACUUGUGUUUCUUGCCCGAUCUUCACCACUUGGAUUUCUAGCUACCAAUGUUACUGGUCUGGCGGGAGGUUAUGGCAAAUACUGUGUCAAUCGUUUGGCUAAUGAUAUUGGAGUACGCCGAGAUGUCAUGAAAGUUGUUUUAGAGGAGGAAACAUGAUCUUCUGUUUCCGGUGGAACACUAGCUGCAUAAAGUGGAAACACAAGGUGCAUUCUCCCAAAGUAAUAAUAUUUUGGCAUGCUCAAGAGUUAUAUGCAGUUUGCAAGAAUUUGAUUAUUAUGGUGGCAAUUGAUGACAGUUUGUCACGCAAUGAGCACAACCAAAUUUCAGAAUUUGUUAUGUGUGUGUUUUAAGAUAUCAGAUUUUAUUUUUGAAUUUUGAAUUUAGCUUUUGUUAUGAUUGAGGAUUCCUUGGGAUGUAAUUGUGCCUUAAUAUAAUCCUUGAAACUUAUUAUAAAGAUGAAAUGGUUUGAGUGAA